AUGGCGACCUCCCUGAUCGAUGCUACGAACGAGACCGAGAGCAAGCCCAAGGUCAUCGGAGUGUAUGGCCUCCCGGGAAGUGGCAAGUCAACACUCCUGAAGCAACUCAAGGUUAUCCUUGGCAAUGAUGAGUUCCUCUACUUCGAAGGUUCCGAAGAGCUUGCCAGUCUGUGCCCCGACAACAACCUGAACCACUUCAAAGUUCUCCAAAAACGAGAGCAGGAUCGACUUCGUGAGGAAGCAGUGAAAGGCAUCGCAAGGAAGUGCAAAGAGGCAGGGAAGGUUGGGAUGGUAGCCGGUCACUUCAUGGUCUGGUCAUCAGACGAGACGAGCCCGACGAAGGUGGUGACCGAUGCUGACUGGGGAGUGUACACGCAUGUUCUAUACCUGGCCACACCGGCAGAAGUCAUCUGGCAGCAGGUGGAUGAUGACUCUAGUCGCGAGGACCGCGAGCCACUUUCUGUGCAAGUUCUGCAGACAUGGCAAGACCGAGAGACCAUCGGUCUCCGAACGGGCUGCUCUCGAAACAACAUACUCUUCACAGUCGUCAGUGGAGACAGAACCGGUCGGGCUGAGAGAGUCGCGAAGCUCAUGCUCACGCUUCUGUCGCACAACGAGGCGGAUGGUAUGGGUGCUGUCUCAGCAAAGCUGAAUAAGGUUCUUCCGACUCAUCAGACUACCGUCGACACCAUCCUGGACAUCGACGGAGACAAGACUUUGAUCGCGAACGACACUUCCAAGCUCUUCUGGGAACACACCCGCGACUGGAAAAGAGCCCCACACCCUGCAAAGAUCCUGUUCGACGAAUUGUUCGACGGUGGCUACUCCUACGAGGCGUUCUUGAAGGCCGCUCUGUUUUACGAAGAAUUGGACAAUCAUGGUUUCGAUGAGCUGUGUGACAAGGUCGCGGCGGAAGUCACUGUGCGCUCGGAAUUUGUCCAAAUCCUGAAGGAGGUGGCGAAAACCCCACGACUGGGCGUAGUCAUCGCCUCUGCCGGUCUGCGCAAAGUGUUCGAGAAGGUGCUGAAGCGAGCAGGGCUCUCUGACGCAGUGCUAGAGAUCGUCGGUGCAGGACCUUUUGGUGACGAUGACUCUGUGGUCGUUACGCCUGAGUUGAAGGCUGAAGUGGUGAAGUACCUCAAGACUAACAACAACCUGCGAGUCUGGGCUUUCGGUGACAGUCCGAUUGACAUUCCAAUGCUUCUGCAGGCCGAUCGAGCUAUCGUCGUGGUUGGCGAAGGUGGAAGCACGACUAUGGAUGGAAAGCUGCGUCCGGCCAUCGACCUGAAUGGUCUCAAGGCUCGUCAGCUUCUGGUCCCAAAGACUGCCACGCCCCGGCUCGACACAACUUCUCUCCCACCCAUCGACCUCGACGGGAUCCACUUCUUGCUGCGUGGCAGUCUUGUGGUCCACCAUGCGACCGGCAAGAACGCGGCCAAGCUCUUGAUGAGACCUACGCGAGACCAGAGCGUUCAAGGUCCGGCGCUCAGAGAAGCUCACCACCGUGUCGGACAGUAUUUGGCGACAGAGUACGUUUCUGAGAUCGUUGGGCUGGAAGAGGACUUCAUCACCAGUGUUCAGGGCAAGAGCACUCCCGGCCACUGGCUCCGUGGCGAGGCUACCGCCCUGAUCGUACCUCUGAUGCGCGGUGGCGAGCCGAUGGCCUUCGGUGUCAGCGAAGUCUUCCCGCUCGCGACCUUCGUCCAUGCCAAAAAGCCAGGAGAUCUGACUACCGAGCACAUGCAACAUGCAUCCACCAUCAUCCUUGUGGACUCAGUCAUCAACAGCGGCAAGUCGAUUCUGGACUUCCUACGUCACAUCAGGGGCGUUCGUACAAGAGUGCCUGUGAUUGUUGUUGCUGGUGUCGUUCAAGCAGAUGCUACGAAGCGUGACAGCGCUUUUGCGGCUGAGAUCUUUGAGUUGGGAAGAGUUGACCUGGUAGCACUUCGUCUGUCCGAGAACAAAUACACCGGCAAGGGCAAGACUGAUACCGGUGCGAGGCUGUUGAACACGGUACAGUUGGAGGAAUGA
Saxophila tyrrhenica is the source of this 2031-nucleotide messenger RNA. RefSeq lists its product as uncharacterized. Lineage: Eukaryota; Fungi; Ascomycota; Dothideomycetes; Mycosphaerellales; Extremaceae. Gene Ontology annotation, biological process: dephosphorylation; L-serine biosynthetic process. Gene Ontology annotation, molecular function: magnesium ion binding; L-phosphoserine phosphatase activity. The record is from RefSeq and is a predicted model, not a curated record. Gene Ontology annotation, cellular component: cytoplasm. The transcript has a single exon. Bases 1 to 2031 code for a protein of 676 amino acids.